Messenger RNA from Xyrichtys novacula (pearly razorfish), 2471 nucleotides. The record is from the annotation of a GenBank genome assembly. NCBI's taxonomy places the organism in Eukaryota, Metazoa, Chordata, Actinopteri, Labriformes, Labridae.
CAAGAAAACAGCACACCGUAGAAGAAGAACCGUUACUAACAGAGUAAUGGCGGUAUAGACACUGGGUUGGCAAGGAACGAUAGGAACAAUGUAGCUUUAUGAUGCUUUUGUGGUAAUUAAGGGUUUAUUUAGUUUUAGAUCGGAGUCUAAGGUCUGUUUGUGUUUGAAAAUAAAUAUCCCCUUGUAUUCGUGUCUGAUAUUCCAGUAAAUCAGUGUGUUAUCAGUCAGCUGCAGCUGAAGGAGCAAACAUCGUUUCAUUGUUGGAAACUGAAACACUUUCUGUCGUUUUCUGGACAUUAACGAUGCCGCUGGGAUUGAAGCCGUGCUGUGCUGUCUGCAAGACGAACUCUUCGUCUAUGUGGAAAAAGGGAAACCAGGGCGAAAUCCUCUGCAACAACUGUACAGGAAAGACCAGCAGCGGGGGAGCUUCGGGACCCUCAAUGUCCUCCAACACUCAGCCCAGCAACGGAGGGGGGAAGCAGGUCGGUGAAAUCACAGUUUUAUCUAUAAUGCUUCAAAGUUAUUUAAAGUGACUAUGACACUGAGGUUCUCAGGUUCAGUUUAAUCAGCUGUUUUAAUGACUGAUCAAAUCUUGAGUUUUGGCCCUUGAUAAACAUAAAACAAAACGGAAACAGCUCAGUGGAUCAUAGUGUAUUGUUUGAUAUAGGGGAGAGUGGGGUAAGUUGAGUCAAAGGGUAAGUUGAGCCACCCCCUGUUGCUUGGAAAUGGUCAAAGAAAUUACUCAUGUGACUAAAUGGUGACCUGGGGCUGCUAUGACUGUUUAAUGUUGUUGUCUUGGCCUUUUAAUUUGUAUGUACAUUUUUAUUUUUGUCUAUGUGAAUCACUUUGUGACUCUUUUGUCUGUGAAAAGUGCUAUACGAAUAAAGUUUACUGACUUACUUACAAAUAUUUAGGAGAUCAAUUCAUGGAGUCUGUGAAGGUUAGAAGCACAUCAGUGAAGGGGUUGGACAUUUAUUUACAAAAAGAAAAAAACAUUUUCCACUCUUGAAAGUGAAUUUAGUCUGUCAUAAGUUUUAUUAGAAUUGUGUUCAGUCCUGCAUGUUUUGGAUGUUUCCCUGCUCCAACACACCUGAUUCAAAUGAUUAGCUCGUUAUUAAGCCAUUACAGAGCUUGAUAACGAGCUGAUCAUUUGAAUCAGGUGUGUUGGAGCAGGGAAACAUCCAAAAUAUGCAGGACAGUGGGCCUCGAGGACUGGACUUGAGAACCACUGACAUAGGUGGCCACUUUUUUUGGCAUGCUAUACUAUCAAGGCAGUUAUGUUUACACUCAUUCUGUUGGUUUGCAGGGAUGCACGACAUCUUGAAAUAUAUGCAGAUACACUAGUCAGAGAUAAAACUAUGACUGCCUUGAUGUAGUGAUCCGAAAUAUGAAAAAUGGUUCAUCUUACCCCACUCUCCCCUCUGCUACCCUCUUUCUCAGUCUAAGCAGGAGAUCCACAGGAGGUCAGCACGUCUGAGAAGCACCAAAUACAAAGCUCCUGCAUCUGAGAAGAAAGUGUCCACAAAAGGAAAAGGAAGGAGACACAUUUUCAAGCUCAAAAAUGUAAGUUACAGAUGUAUUUGAUUGGGAACUUGACAUUUCUGAGCUUUGAAUGUCUGUUUUUGACUCCUGAUUGUGUCGUAUCUCUUUUCUCAGCCAAUCAAAGCUCCAGAAUCGGUUGCGACAAUCAUCACGUCAGAGUCAGUUUUCUAUAAGGUAUGGUGCCAAACUUGACAAACUUCAUCUAAAUACACUUCAAUGACAGCAUUGUUGUUUCAGCCCAUCAUCCUGAGAUAUAUGUGAGAGAAACAGCCAGUGUCUUAUUCUUAUUCUCAGGGCGUGUACUACCAGACCGGAGAUGUGAUCAAGGUAACAGAUGAGGAGGACAGGAAGCCGUAUUAUGCUCAGAUUCGGGGCUUUGUGCAGGAUCAGUACUGUGAAAAAAGUGCUGCUCUGACCUGGCUAAUCCCCACCCAGGCCAGCCCAAAGGACCUGUUUGAUCCAGGGACGUACAUUGUCGGUGAGCAGAUGAGAUGCUACAUUUUCAAACAACUUGUACACCAUUUAUGGGACAGCCUAAUAACUGUUUGUUGUGUUUAGGUCCAGAGGAAGAUCUGCCCAGAAAAAUGGAAUACCUUGAGUUUGUGUGCCAUGCUCCCUCUGAAUAUUUCAAGUCCCGGAGUUCUCCGUUCCCUACCAUCCCCAUACGCCCAGAGAAGGGCUACAUCUGGACCCACAUAGGACCCUCUUCAGCUGUUUCUGUCAAAGAUUCUGCCAGCAGCAGCAGUAGUUAACAUAAUGUGCCAUGGACUGAGCCUGUUGCUAUUAAACAGACAUUUGUAUAUUUAUGUAAUAUAUUAAAAAUGAAGACAUAGGAAAUUGUGUAACUACGAAGAAAUCUUUACACAGCUGCAACAUUGAUACUCACUUUUGUAUUUAGUAAUAAACAAGAAUUCUGUUUAUUACCAUCC